Molecule: messenger RNA, 572 nt
Organism: Aaosphaeria arxii CBS 175.79
Lineage: Eukaryota; Fungi; Ascomycota; Dothideomycetes; Pleosporales
Exons: 1
Coding region: 244-540 (98 amino acids)
Source: RefSeq, a predicted model, not a curated record
GUUGAUGGGCCUGCGGAGGAGGUAGGUGGAUGAUGCCUCAAUGUCCUCGGCUGCCCUGAUCUAUUUAUCUCUGCUCUGCCAAGUGCCCUUUCUUCUUCCACAUGAUCCCUCAAUCGCCUCACUCAUACUGCUAUACCACAAUACAUAGGCACUUCAAGGAUCAUUGCAUCAAAUUAUCAACACGAACAAGACAUACACAAGAACGUACUCACACGAUGUGUAUACAAUGAUUUAUAAAUACAAAUGAAAAGACAUCAUCGUCUACAUGAACUUGCAAAGCUAUCAUGCAUAUACACUUGGAAGGCUAUCAUAUCACAUAACAAUAACAAAAGACCGCUGGGUAUGAAACGAAAACUAAUAUCAAGUCUGUCGAAAAACUAUCUUUGCCUCAACCUCCAUAUAAAAGACCUUCCAAUCGAUGUGACAAACCUGCCUUCAUUAUACUCAAGGGAACAAACAAACAAACUAUUGCCCGAGUCUAAACUUUCUUCCAAUCUGUGGUCAUCAUCGUGGUCGUCGUUAUCGUCGCAACAUUGCUAGGCAUAUGUUGCGGUAUGGGAGGGAGUCAACAC